Molecule: messenger RNA, 1544 nt
Organism: Diaporthe batatas
Lineage: Eukaryota; Fungi; Ascomycota; Sordariomycetes; Diaporthales; Diaporthaceae
Exons: 1
Coding region: 223-1248 (341 amino acids)
Source: RefSeq, a predicted model, not a curated record
AUUUGAAGCCCCGCUACGCUCAGCCGCAAUCUACCUAAGCAUGCGGAAGGAAAUCAUAUGUAAAGACUUUGUGGAAAAGAUGCGCGCGACUUUCUGCAGCAAACACCAAGUGCCAGAUGUGUCAUCGGAAGAAACUAGACGUGAACAUUCUCCAAAUCGGACAUAAAUCGGCACAUCUCUCGAUUAUCUCUACUCGAAAUCCCGGCACCAUAUCGUCGAAGCAUGGCGCGGUGGAGUCUUUGGAAGCGGGAGAAAACCGCAUUUCUCUUGCGAGGUCGCCCGGGACACUCUGACAAUGUCAUGCAACACAUCACGGCCCGCGGUAGUGUUGAGAUCCUCGUCACCUAUGACGGACUGUACUGGGCCAAGUUCCAAGGAGAGUUCCGGGGAUUCCUCUUCUUCAGCAUUGAGUUAAAACAGCGGAAUGCUGCUGUACUCAGGGACGCCCAGAUUACGUUCUCGUUCGACUGUCACCCGGCUGAAAAAGAGUGCCACACCGAGGCUGGGGAUGCUGCUUGCCAGAACCCAGACCGAAGAAACAGAGGAGUUGUCCAAGUUGCCCUGCCAUCUGCCGUGUCUGGCAAGAAGGUCAACCGGCACAUCGCGCGACAUGACCAGUACCAGGUGGCUCCAAGUUUCGAAUUCCCAGCAAUUGGGAGCCUCACACUGGGCUCUUGGCAACGUGACACUGAAUACACCGAGGAUCGAGCUCGAGGUUGGACUUUCGACUCACGUCGUCUCCCACCGACCAAGUACAAUACAUUCCCCAAGCUUACAAACGCGAGCUACGAAUACAAGUACAACGAGAACGACACCGAAGAUUACCCCAAGAUCAUAAACGUUGCGGUCAUCCUCGAUUGCACCCAGGUGCACCCACCUUCAGGCGAUGCCGAGAAGAGUGAUUCCUCACUACCACUGACCCUCACCAUUGAUGGAUCGUUGGGGCGCUUCUUGACGCACUUCUCCAAGCUCAAGAACCACGAGGUUUCCAUUGCGACUGGGGACGAUAUUAGGGAUCGGGGCACUCUCAUCCAGCGGAUCCAGAAAUUAAACUCCCAGAACGACGAUAUGGGAGUUGACAUCUUUGACGUAAAGUGGCCUAGCACCAGCGAGAAUGAUGGUACCGUCACGCCCACCGCCGAUGGCAGGGAAGGCGUCUACCCGCACAGAGAUUCGAAAAAAAGGCGACGACACAGCAGUUGGGAGGAUGGAAAAGCUACUCAACAUGCAGCAGGCUUUCCAGUAUAAGUUCAUCAAAGAAUGGGAUGGGGGCGUGAGGUUGUGUGGGAGCUGGGUGAGAACCGUAUAUACUUGAGGAUUUGAGGAGGGAGUCGGGCAUGGAGCCUAGGCGGUGCCAGCAGCGGGAAUGCAUGAGCGCAUGAAAAGUCAGCUUACUUUGAAAAUUGCAUGACGUUCACUUUUUGAUCUCAAGAUUAUUGCCCAGGCAGAAUUGACAAUGGCAUUGUAUCCUGUCACGCAAGAAAGAUGUCAGGAAUUAUAGUAACAUACAAGUCGAGUCAACAAUGGAAUGAGGACUUUUGUUA